AUGAAUCAGGCAUACGUACUCAUACCAGCUAUUAUACCUCCUGAGGAAAGGCGCAAUGACUCAGUCUGUUUUUUCCUCAGUUCACUCAACCCCGACCUGUCCCACCUUGCCCCAUUCCUAGAGGUCACUGGCCUCAAGAGUGGUACCGAGUUUUGGGCGAUGGGGACAUGGAGGUUCAAGCGCAUUUGUCAAUUCAUCGACUCCAUUUGCAAGGAACAUCCGGAAGUAAAGCAAUUCGCCGCAGAUGUUAUCACGCUGGAGAUUACAAGCCUGGGUGCUCCACGCCCCCCUAUGCCUAUGGAUACAUUCUAA
Molecule: messenger RNA, 312 nt
Organism: Gloeophyllum trabeum ATCC 11539
Lineage: Eukaryota; Fungi; Basidiomycota; Agaricomycetes; Gloeophyllales; Gloeophyllaceae
Exons: 2
Coding region: 1-312 (103 amino acids)
Source: RefSeq, a predicted model, not a curated record